AGAAAACUCUGGGAUGAAGCUUGUCUACCAUCCAUGUUCAAUGCGUUCCCGGAAAGCAAGUUUUCCAGAGCCCGGCUGGGGCUUCAAGGAGCAAUUGCGACAUGAUAGCUUCCUCGACUGCAUGCAGAGGGAGAGCUAAUCCUCCUACACUUGUUUUCGGUCUCAAGAGGUCCUCAUCCGUAUACAGCCAUGAUAUGAGUGAGCUCAACCAAGCACCCACGCUCUCUCACGAGAUGCCAGAGCUUGCCUGGAAAGCAAGGCUAUCAGGUUUCCGUUUCGCGUUGCCAGCGAGGAAUGCGAUGGCAAUAUGUCAGUGACCAAAACCAGACGAACAGUCAGCCCCAGAGACUUCAGCAGACUCCGCCGGGUCUCCGAUGCCCUGAGUCUAACACCUACCGCGCUCAGAUCAAUAACGUCCCUGAACAGCC
Messenger RNA from Paraphaeosphaeria sporulosa, 428 nucleotides. RefSeq lists its product as uncharacterized. The record is from RefSeq and is a predicted model, not a curated record. The coding region runs from base 102 to 317 and encodes 71 amino acids. The transcript has a single exon. Lineage: Eukaryota; Fungi; Ascomycota; Dothideomycetes; Pleosporales; Didymosphaeriaceae.